GUUAAGCCGGUUUUGAAGCAAUCGAACAAGAUUUUGAGCCUUAAAAAGACAGACGAUUCUAUUAAAUACACACCUCUUGAAUCUCAAGUAGUAAAGCUAAAGGAAGAAUAUCCUGGUGUUCUACUUGCCGUCGAAGUCGGGUACAAGUACAGAUUUUUUGGUGAAGAUGCUGUGAUUGCAUCUCGUACGUUGCGUAUUGCACAUUGGGUUGAUCAUAAUUUUACUGUGGCAUCUAUUCCUGUCCAUCGACUCCAAGUACAUUUGCAUCGACUUGUGGAUGCAGGUUACAAAGUUGGGGUCGUUUGCCAGACAGAAACAGCCGCAUUAAAAUCAGCAGGUCCAAAUAAGUCUGCACCCUUUCAACGCGAGUUGAAGCAGCUCUACACCAAAAGCACAUUUUUUGAUGGCUUUGGUGUGGAUCAGGAUGAGAAUGGGUCUGGUCCAUCACAUUCAAAUUAUCUGAUGACAAUUAUAGAAGAAAAUCGUGGCAAAAAUAAGACGUCUGAACUUGUAACAAUGGCUAUUGCUGUUAAUCCUGCCACAGGCGAUGUUAUUUACGACGUGUUUGAAGAUGGGUUUAUGCGAAGUGAACUAGAGACUCGCAUGUUGCACAUCGAACCCUGUGAACUCUUACUACCUUUCAAACUAAGCAAACCGACAGAGAAGAUUAUUGGCAUGGUUACAUCCCCAAAGACAACUUCCCCAAAAGAGCGCGCCCGUAUAGAGAGAAUCCCAGAAAAUGAAACGAUAUCUACAGAUUACAACACUGCCUUGUCAUUUCUUACUGAAUUUUAUGCCCAUGGCAAUCAGGAUAACUCAGAGAGUGGGAAAAGUGCUUAUCGGGUUUUCUUUGUUUGUAGCAAGGCGUUGGCUGCAACAGCUCAAUACUUGAGACAAUUUCGCCUGGAUCAUUCAAUCAAGCUAACCAAGUAUUUUAUAAACUUUUCGGCGCGCGGCCACAUGCUUCUGAACGGAAAUACGAUGACCAACCUAGAGAUCUAUCGUAACUCGAUAGAUAAUUCAUAUAAGGGGUCUCUAUUGAGCAUCCUUGACAAGACCGUUUCUCCUUUUGGAAAACGACUAUUAAAGAAAUGGGUCGGAAGACCCUUGAUUAACGUUGAUCAACUAAAGAUACGUACAGAUGCUCUUGAGGAACUAGUUGAGGCGGACGAUUAUCUCAAAAAAGAUAUAUUGAAUUUUUUGAAACAUUUACCUGACAUUGAGAGAGAUCUUUGUCGUAUUCAGUAUGGACGUUCUUCUCCGAAAGAACUGUUGGGAACCUUGGAAGCAUUAGUUAAAAUUUCGGGUGCUCUAGAUCCGCGAAAAUUUAGGUUCAAUUCUAGAAUACUGACAAAAAUCAUUGAUACUUUACCAACAGCUCGGCAUGCACAAGACUUUAAGGAUUGCUUGAAUCAAAAUGCGAUUGGUGAAAAGAAUUGCAAGCAUAAUUUGUUUAUAUCUGAGAACCAAUGGCCUGACAUACCCAUGCACAAACAGGUUUGUGGUUUCAGUACAGACACACACAUACGCGCAUAUGUUAUACAGCUCAAAGUUAAGCUGAAAUUAGUUAGAUCCCAAUUGGAAGAAUAUCUGGAACAAAUCAAGGUUGAUGUCAAUAUUCCAACCUUGAGGUUUGUAGAUGUGUCUGGAAUAGAGUAUCUAUUAGAAGUCAAGAACAGUAUGGCUAGCAAGGUUCCUAUUGAGUGGGUCAAGAUGAGCGCCACAAAGGCUGUUUCUCGAUUCCACACUAGAUUUGUUAGUGAAAAGCUAAAGGAAUUAGAACUGAGCAGAGCUUUACUUGAUAUUGCUGCUGAAAAUGCAUAUCAAGAUUUCUUAAGGACUGUGUCUGAUCGAUACGAAGUAUUCCGAGACGUAGUUCAGAGUUUGGCUGAGCUAGAUUGUCUGUUGUCUCUUGCCGAUACUGCAUUGCGACCAGACUAUGUGAGGCCUGUAUUUUCGGACCAUGUUCAGAUCAAAGUGAAAAAUGGAAGGCACCCAAUGGUCGAACAGUUUACAACCACAGACUAUAUUCCAAAUGAUAUUAACUUUGAUACGGAUGAGUAUCGAACCAUGAUCUUGACUGGUCCUAAUAUGGGAGGCAAGAGCUCUUACAUUAGACAGGUUGCUUUGAUUUCCAUCAUGGGCCAGAUUGGCUCAUAUGUCCCAGCUGAAUCUGCCGAGCUGGGUAUUCUGGACGCUGUGUACACGAGAAUGGGUGCAAUGGAUAAUGCACUUUCAGGUGAAAGUACGUUUAUGGUCGAGCUACACGAGACAUCAGAUAUUAUGAAGCAAGCAACACCACGAUCCCUAGUGAUUUUAGAUGAAUUAGGACGCGGAACAAGUACGCACGAUGGUAUGGCUAUUGCCUAUGCUGUCCUGCAUCGUUUUAUUACAAAGAUCCAAUCGAUUACUUUGUUUGUCACCCAUUAUCCUUCCUUGGGUGGUUUGGCUAAAGAGUAUCCUGAAUCGACCACCACAGGACACAUGAGUUUUAUCGAGGAAGAUGUGAAUGAUAUCCCUAGCGUUAUAUUCUUGUACAAAAUGGUUCCAGGUAUUUCCCUAAAGAGUUAUGGCCUGAAUGUUGCAAGAAUUGCUGGUUUGCCAAAAAAGAUCUUGGCAAAGGCAAAGAUCAAAUCAGAAGAGAUGGAA
Molecule: messenger RNA, 2649 nt
Organism: Phycomyces blakesleeanus NRRL 1555(-)
Lineage: Eukaryota; Fungi; Mucoromycota; Mucoromycetes; Mucorales; Phycomycetaceae
Exons: 17
Biological process (GO): mismatch repair; mitotic recombination
Cellular component (GO): nucleus
Molecular function (GO): ATP-dependent DNA damage sensor activity; ATP binding; mismatched DNA binding
Source: RefSeq, a predicted model, not a curated record